AACUUCCUCAAAGCUAACCGUGAAUGAUUAUCAACACAUUGUCGUGUCUCUACUCGCACAGAUGUCUGUAGCUGAAAGCUGCGUUCUCAGAGUCACAAGUGGACUAUGGACACCAUAGAGCAGAUCAGCAGCGAGCCAGUAAUCACUGAGAGUGCACCCUCCUCUCACUCAGCUGGAGACAACAGCAACAAGGAUGGAUCCAGUGAGCCACCAGAAGACAACGCUACCAGCUGUGAGCAGACGUACCUAAAUGAGAAGAUCACAGUCCCUGAAGUGGGAGGACCAGGAUUUAGCUUCAGGAAGCUGUGGGCAUUCACGGGGCCAGGGUACUUGAUGAGUAUUGCGUACCUGGACCCAGGAAACAUUGAGUCAGACCUGCAGACUGGAGCAGCAGCAGGAUACAAGCUCCUCUGGGUCCUGCUCUCUGCGACUGUGCUGGGUCUGCUUCUUCAGAGACUGGCGGCGCGCCUGGGUGUGGUGACAGGGUUGCACCUGGCCGAGGUCUGUCGCAUCUACUACCCCAAGUGGCCCCGCGUCCUGCUCUGGCUGACAAUCGAGCUUGCCAUCAUCGGUUCCGACAUGCAAGAGGUCAUCGGGACUGCCAUUGCCAUCAACCUCUUGUCCAAUCAAAGGGUUCCAAUUUGGGGAGGAGUGCUCAUCACCAUCGUGGACACCAUUGUUUUCUUGUUCCUUGACAAAUAUGGUCUCAGGAAGCUGGAAGCAUUCUUUGUACUGCUGAUUGCGAUCAUGGCCUUCACCUUCGGAUACGAGUAUGUGGUGGUGAAACCGGAUCAGGGUGAAGUGGUGAAAGGAUUGUUCUACCCAUACUGUGCGGGCUGUGGCAGUAAUGAGCUGCUUCAGGCAGUGGGCAUCAUUGGGGCAAUUAUAAUGCCCCAUAAUAUCUACCUCCACUCAGCACUGGUCAAGUCUCGGAGGAUCGACCGCUCCAAGCCGGCUGCUGUGAAAGAGGCGAACAUGUACUACUUCAUCGAGUGCUCCAUCGCUCUGUUUAUCUCCCUGCUGAUCAAUAUAUUUGUCAUUGCUGUAUUUGGAGCUGCCUUCUACAAGAAGAGCAACAUGGAUGUGUACAAUGUCUGUGCAAACAGUGGGAGCCCCUACAUCAAUCAGCUGCCCCGGGACAACGGCACCUUGGAGGUGGACAUCUUCAAAGGGGGAGUGGUCCUUGGAUGCUACUUUGGAACUCCUGCUCUCUACAUCUGGGCAAUUGGCAUUCUUGCUGCAGGUCAAAGUUCAACCAUGACAGGGACAUAUUCUGGACAGUUUGUGAUGGAGGGCUUUCUCAACCUGCCCUGGUCCCGGUUUAAACGAGUGAUAUUGACAAGGGGUCUGGCGAUCGUGCCCACGGUGAUUGUGGCAGCUUGUCAGGACGUGUCCAAAGUCUCCAACAUGAAUGAUAUCCUCAACGUCUUGCAAAGCAUUCUGCUGCCCUUUGCUCUAAUUCCCAUCCUGACAUUCACAAACCUCAGGACACUAAUGCAUGAAUUCACAAGUGGAUGGCUCAGCCAGAUUGUUGGUGUGUUGAUCACCUUGCUGGUCUUGGCUGUUAAUGCUUACUUCGUUGCGGUGUACGUCGACAAUCUAGGCAAUGUUAUUUAUUACGCUGUCGCUGCAAUAAUCCUCAUCUUCUACGUGGCCUUCGUCCUUUAUCUGCUGUGGCUGAGCUGUGUGGCAUCCGGAAUAUGCGGCCUGAACUCCAGUCAAGACAAACGGUUCACACAUGAAAGAAUUCCAAACUAAACAUUGCGACUCCAAGGCCUGCAGGCUAUUGCAACAACAACUUGCUUUCACAUAGCACCUUCAACAAAUCUGGGACCAAGGCUGGUGUCCCUGGUGAGGUGGGAGGCUCAGAUUCCAAUGUUCUAACUCCCUUUCCUGCUUCUGCCAGGAGUUGCUAUUCUCAACCAUCAGAGUCCCUGCAAACCCUGGUCCUGUGCUGGAAUAUUGAAGUAUAAAUUAUAGCUGUUGCUGUAUUGUACAUAUUGAUUGAUGUAAAUGCCCAGCUUAAGAUAGCCCUGAACCUGCUGCACUAAACCCCUGACUUACCAGCACCGAUUGUAUGUUUGAAAUAAAGACAGAAAAUGCUACAAACA
This is a messenger RNA of Pristis pectinata (smalltooth sawfish), 2111 nucleotides long. Its product is annotated as natural resistance-associated macrophage protein 1-like. Gene Ontology annotation, biological process: metal ion transport. Bases 106 to 1758 code for a protein of 550 amino acids. Gene Ontology annotation, cellular component: plasma membrane. NCBI's taxonomy places the organism in Eukaryota, Metazoa, Chordata, Chondrichthyes, Rhinopristiformes, Pristidae. Gene Ontology annotation, molecular function: cadmium ion transmembrane transporter activity; manganese ion transmembrane transporter activity; iron ion transmembrane transporter activity. The record is from RefSeq and is a predicted model, not a curated record. The transcript has 15 exons.